UGGGAUGCCAUUGCAGUGAGCUCCUGUCCCGCGGAAAUCUCUCGCUCCGUGUUUCUCUAUAUGUUUGCACUUGUGUUUCCUUCUCCCAAAGCCUCUUCGUCGUCUUCUUCUUCUCCUCCGUCUUGUUGUUGCUUCUCAGAACAAAAGAACGUUAGCCCCACAAAGUGGGUUGAAAAACAGGCCAGGCAGGGAGGGACCGUAAGGAGUUUAAUGCGCCCUCAGAACUUGUCAGCUCUGGCAGAAGCCUUCAUUUAUUGAUAAAUCCACCAAGCAGAGUCUUUCUAUUCACCACAAAAUUUUAUAUCGAAUGUACGGCGUUUGUCUCUGAUUGAGUGUUACUGUUUAGAGCUUCCCGAGCUCCUUCUUCCUUCAGGCUUCAGUCUCAUGCAUGGUUAAGAAAGCAGCUGCGCCUUCUGUCUUUCCCAACUUUAAGCCGAACCUCGGGAUCACUUUGUAGAAGAAUAUCAUGUCGUCUCUGGAAGCACGAAUCGGUCGACAUCGGCAACGUUAUGAAAACAAUCUUCGCCUCGUUUCUGGAUGUAUUCCUUACAGGCUGUCAAAAGAAGAAAAAGAUCAUAGUGAGAAGGAAAACUGUAUAGAAGUUCUCAUGGUUUCAUCACCAAAUCGUGAUGACCUAGUUUUUCCAAAGGGUGGAUGGGAGGAUGAUGAGACUGUUUUAGAAGCUGCUUCUCGUGAGGCCCUAGAGGAAGCAGGAGUUAAAGGGACACUUAACGAAAAUCUCCUCGGAAUCUGGGAGUUCAGAAGCAAAAGCAAACAGGACAUUUGCAGCCUGAAAGGAGGCUGCAAAGGGUACAUGUUUGCAUUAGAGGUCACUGAGGAGCUUGAGACCUGGCCAGAGCAGAAUAAUCGCUAUAGGAAAUGGCUAAAAAUUGAAGACGCAUUUAGACUCUGCCGGUACGAAUGGAUGCGUAUGGCUCUGAAGGAGUUUCUUAGAGUUAUGGCAGAAGAAGAGAAGUCUCCUUCCACGCCAGUGCCAGGUGUUGUGGCAGAUUGUCAAAUUAUGACAUCAAAAUGUAAAGCAGUGCCAGAUGUUGUGGCAGAUUGUCAAAUUAUGACAUCAAACUGCUGUGCAAAGCCUACUAAUGGUCAACACCAUUGCAUGAGUCCUAUCAGCCCAUACCCUCUUGGCAUAUGCCUCUCGAGAGGUUGCCUUUGACAUGAGUAGUGAGUACGUUUCUACAUCUUGCAGUAGGUUCCUGUAAUGAGUCAAUUGUGGUACGUUGCUGUAACGAAUUAAUUAGCUACGUCCAGCAGCUCCUUCAAACCGGAGAUAGACCAAACUGUGAGCCAUGGACUGUUUAGUGAAACCAUCUUCAUUUCAUCUCCAUUAAUUGUCUUAAAAUUUUAAAUAUUGUUUCUUGGUUCCAAAAUUAUCUAAUCUAGCUAUGAUGGUAGAAGUUUCGAAUUCUCA
Molecule: messenger RNA, 1432 nt
Organism: Alnus glutinosa
Lineage: Eukaryota; Viridiplantae; Streptophyta; Magnoliopsida; Fagales; Betulaceae
Product: nudix hydrolase 13, mitochondrial-like
Exons: 6
Coding region: 467-1177 (236 amino acids)
Cellular component (GO): cytoplasm; nucleus
Molecular function (GO): pyrophosphatase activity
Source: RefSeq, a predicted model, not a curated record